Eleginops maclovinus (Patagonian blennie) is the source of this 1097-nucleotide messenger RNA. Its product is annotated as rho guanine nucleotide exchange factor 40-like. The transcript is spliced from 3 exons. The record is from RefSeq and is a predicted model, not a curated record. Bases 332 to 1093 code for a protein of 253 amino acids. Lineage: Eukaryota; Metazoa; Chordata; Actinopteri; Perciformes; Eleginopidae.
CACACACACACACACACUGAUGAUAGAUGCAACAGUCUGUCCAGGUAACAUCAGGAGGUUAAUAGCUCAGUACAAACCAUAUUAAACUGAAUGUAUAUUCCAGCUGUGGUCCAGUGUCUCUGACAUCAUCAUACCUGCAAACUAGUCACCUUUUGGCGAAAUUCGCCGUUUUCAACUCAAAAUAUGUCAUUGAUGUGAAUCGUGUAGAUCCGAAGAGUGUUUUUUUUAGGGGGGGCGACGACUGACCGACCAACCAUAGACUGUAUAACCGACUGUAUAAUGAGCAAGAAACAAGUUUGCUAUCUUCACAGUAAAUCAAAUCUUUGUUCAAAUGACUGGCGUUCCACGACCACCGACCAAUCAUAAGCAAGAUAACCCACAGCGCGCUUUUACCCAUCGGUCCCUCUUGGAGUGGAGUGCUCAGUCGCCAGCGAGUGGUUCUUCUGGACAAUUUUUGGGAUACGUUACAGAUACAAGUUUUGAGGACGGUGAGUCCGUGGACCGCUGCCUGCAGUCGACUCUCUCCUCCCUUUACCCCCCCUACCAGCUGACGGCCCCCACCCUCCUGCCUCAGGUACUCAGGGUGGUGCAGGGCCGUUACCGUGGCGACGCGCUGCACUUCCUGCUGCAUUUCCUGCUGCCGGCCAAGCAGCUGCUGGAGGAGCUGCAACAGCACGCCUGUGUGCAGUACGGGGGUCUCCUCCUCCGUCACCCUGGCUGGCCGCUCUGCCUCCAGGAAAAGCUGGUGGUGCAGCUCAGUCCUCUGGAUCUGAACCUCCUCCACCCGGGAGACUUCUACUUCCUGGUUUCUCCUCCUCCCUCCCGCCCACACAGCUCCUCCUCCCCCCUGCCCCCCCGCGUACUCCUGGUCAGCACCUCCCCCUGCAGGCAGCAUGUGGAGCAGCAGGAGGUGCAGGUAGAGCGGCUUUUCAGCAUGGAGUGGCUGGACUCAGUGAACCGGCAGCGGCAGCAGAGAGGAGCGCCACCCCCCCCUGCAGCGCCUCCUGCUGGCCGCCGGGGGAGAUGUGUUCAGACUCCCCUGGGAGGACCUGGUGUUCCCCCAGUUCAUCAACCGCAGGAAGGAGGAGCCUGAAGAU